Theobroma umbraticum is the source of this 2668-nucleotide messenger RNA. RefSeq names its product protein kinase STUNTED-like. Lineage: Eukaryota; Viridiplantae; Streptophyta; Magnoliopsida; Malvales; Malvaceae. Gene Ontology annotation, biological process: protein phosphorylation. Gene Ontology annotation, molecular function: ATP binding; protein kinase activity. The record is from RefSeq and is a predicted model, not a curated record.
UCCCUCCCUCCCUUUCUCUGUCUAGUCUGGUUGGCGAACUUGAAAAGCAAACAAACUGACGGUUAAGCCUAAAAAAACACACAACGCUUUUCCUCUACUCUCUUCCCGUCUAUUCCUCGAGAAGCUAACUCUUCCAUAUAUAAGCCUUAACAUGACCUUGAAACUUCGUCAGGACAAGGGAGAAGAGCUGGCUGAAAACUGAGAGUCUGUCUGAGACAGCAAAAGACAGAUAUGAAAAUGGUGCAAAACGGUUUUGUUGGAGGAGAAGAGGCGGUGAGUUCUGGUGGAGGAACGGUGGUUGUUGGGGUGAAGCUUGAUUCACCAAGCAGAGAGCUUUUGACAUGGGCUUUGGUUAAGGUGGCUCAGCCUGGUGACUCUGUGAUUGCUCUCCAUGUUCUUGGCAACAAUGAAAUCGUGGAUCGAGAUGGGAAGUCUUCGCUUUUAUCGCUGGUCAAAGCGUUUGACUCUGUUCUUGCCGUCUAUGAAGGAUUCUGUAAUUUGAAACAGGUGGAUCUCAAACUUAAGAUAUGCAGAGGUUCUUCAAUUCGCAAAAUUUUAGUGAGAGAAGCAGAAUCUUAUUCUGCAACUAAGCUUAUAGUUGGAACAGCCGCCAAACUCCAUAAGAUACGGUCAUCGACUUCGGUAGCUAAGUACUGUGCUAAGAAACUAACAAAAAACUGUUCAGUUCUUGCUGUUCAUAAUGGGAAAGUAGUGUUCCAGAGAGAGGGCUCUCCAGCUGGUACUUUUGGUUCACAAGGAAGUGAAGAUCAGAAAAGAUAUAGCUUGCUUAAUGCAAUUCAGAGAACAAUGACAUUGAACAAGAAUUCUAGAGUACUAAGUGAAGGAAAUGCCAAUGCCGAAACCAACGACAAAAAUUUGGAGCAGGCCUUAUCAAAAGCCCGUUCAGGCAGCUUGGAGAGUGAUCCAAAGAAAAAUUGCUCAAUCUGUGGAUCUGGUAAUGAGUUGUUGCUACAUAAUUCUUGUCAGCAAUCUGCAAAAGAGUCUUCUGCUGGUGAUGCUAACGAUGGAGACCAAUCGUUGGCUAUAGUGCCAGUGCAAAAGGCUGAGGCUACGUCCAGUUCGAUUUCCAUGUUGAUCAAACAGUUGCCUGAAAUCAGACCCGGUUGGCCUUUACUUCGUCGUGCAGUUUUGUCAGACCGACAACAACAAGUUCCUGACCGGUCUUCAUUGAGGCAGAUAUCUGUGGUUCAGUGGGUGAUGCGGUUGCCCUCUAGGCGUACUCUGUUUCUUGCCAAUUCGGAUCAGAAACAAGAAGGUUGCACUCAGAGUGAAUAUAAGUCCUCUAGUUUUGAUGGAGAAAGCGGUGCAAUUGUUCCAGUUGGUACGGAGAAUGUCAUUGCUCCACCUUCUCCUGAUCAAAACUCAAGAAACCUGCCAAAAGAACUGGAGGGUCUCCAUGAAAAAUACUCUGCAACUUGCAGAUUAUUUAAGUACCAAGAGCUCGUCUCAGCGACAUCAAAUUUCUUGGCUGAAAAUUUUAUUGGAAAAGGAGGUAGCAGUCAGGUUUAUAGAGGUUGCCUUAGAGACGGCAAGGAACUCGCUGUGAAAAUUCUAAAGCCUUCUGAAGAUGUAUUGAAGGAGUUUGUUUUGGAAAUUGAGAUUAUUACUACAUUACAUCAUAAGAACAUUAUUUCCCUCUUGGGUUUUUGCUAUGAGGAUGACAAUCUUCUUUUGGUUUAUGAUUUCUUAUCAAGAGGAAGCCUUGAAGAGAACCUUCAUGGUAAUAAGAAGGAUCCUGGUGCAUUUGGUUGGAGUGAAAGAUACAAGGUGGCACUUGGGGUAGCGGAGGCCUUAGAUUAUCUGCAUACUAACAGUCAGCACCCUGUAAUCCACAGGGAUAUUAAAUCCUCCAACAUACUACUGUCUGAUGACUUUGAGCCACAGCUCUCAGAUUUCGGACUUGCUAAAUGGGUAUCAGCCUCUUCAUCACAUAUAACCUGCACAGAUGUUGCAGGAACCUUUGGUUAUUUGGCUCCUGAGUACUUCAUGUAUGGCAAAGUAAACGACAAGGUUGAUGUUUAUGCAUUUGGCGUUGUGCUGCUUGAGCUUCUAUCUGGAAGAAAACCUAUAUGCAAUGAGUAUCCAAAAGGCCAAGAGAGCUUGGUCAUGUGGGCAAAACCAAUUUUAAGUGGUGGGAAGGUUUCCCAAUUAUUAGACCCAAGCUUGGGUGAUGGAUAUGAUCGUGACCAGAUGGAGAGGAUGGUUCUCGCUGCCACGCUUUGUAUUAGACGUGCCCCACGUGCUAGACCUCAAAUUAGUGUGGUUUGGAAGCUCCUUCAAGGCGAUGCUGACGUGACAAAGUGGGCAAGGCUCCAAGUGAAUGCCUCGGAAGGAUCUGACGCAUUGGAUGGUGAAGCUUGUCCCAGGUCUAACCUCCAAUCCCAUCUUAGCCUUGCUUUGCUUGAUGUGGAGGACGAUUCACUCUCCAUGAGCAGCAUUGAGCAAUCUGUGUCAUUAGAGGACUACCUGAAUGGUAGGUGGAGCCGUUCAUCAAGCUUCGACUAACCCACAAUACCGGCAAUCUAAGCUGCAAAUAAGCUUAUUCCAUUUAUGGAUUUUUUUUUUCUCCCCCUUGUAUAUUCUUUUGGUUUUCUUUACUCUUUUUUCUUUCAACUGGGUUGCUUACGGUAGGUGUUGGAUGAGAGGU